Molecule: messenger RNA, 1288 nt
Organism: Mytilinidion resinicola
Lineage: Eukaryota; Fungi; Ascomycota; Dothideomycetes; Mytilinidiales; Mytilinidiaceae
Exons: 4
Coding region: 29-1015 (328 amino acids)
Molecular function (GO): arylformamidase activity
Source: RefSeq, a predicted model, not a curated record
UUUGGAGAUUAAGGGGCGGCAUUCGGCAAUGUCUUUCCACGAUCGAAUCACGAAUUUGCCGAGCUUUGACGAGCUACCUCAGAUUGAUGAUUUGCCGAAGGGAUGUACGUGGGGGCUGUGGGAUAAAGAUGGCAAGAAAGACGAAUUGGGGACGUUGAAUCUUUUGACGCCUGAAGUGGUCAAGGAAGCUUUUAAAGAGCUGUCUGAAGGCAUUAGUGUUUGUUUAACCUGGUCCCUAGACAAACCCAACGCGCCCAACUUCCACCGCAAGCCCCUCGACCACAAACUCAUCGACCACAGCACCUUCAGCCCCUACUCCGGCUUCGACGACGAGGUCCACCUCAACACGCAAUGUAGCUCGCAAUGGGACGGGCUGCGGCACCACAGCCAAGGCCAAACAAAGCUCUUCUAUAACAACGUCAAGAAAGACGAAUUCGGUACCUCGAACGUGCUAGGAAUCGACCGCUGGUCCACGCGCGGCGGCAUCGUCGGCCGCGGCGUCCUCAUCGACUACGUCGCCUACGCCGCGCGCCACAACAUCGCCUACUCGGCCGUCGAGUGCCACUCCAUCACGCACACGGCGCUCGAGGCCGCUGCGCGCGAGCAGGGCGUCGCGUUCAAGCAGGGCGACAUCCUGCUCGUGCGCAGCGGCUUCACGAAGUGGUACAACGAGACGCCCGACGCGAAGGAGCGCGACCGCGUCACGAGCUCGCAGUUUACGUUCGCGGGCGUGACGCCGAUGCCCGAGAGCGUGCGGUGGAUGUGGGAGCGGCAUUUUGCCGCCGUGGCGGGGGAUGCGCUGGCGUUUGAGAGCUUGCCGUAUCAGGAUAAUGGGCUGUUGUUUCACGAUUUCUUCCUCUCGCUGUGGGGCACGCCGAUCGGCGAGGCGUGGGAUUUGGAGAAGCUGGCGGAGACGUGCGAGAGGUUGGGGCGGUGGUCGUUUUUGUUGACGAGUGCGCCUUUGAAUGUGCCGGGUGGUGUGGCGAGCCCGCCGAAUGCGAUUGCAAUAUUUUGAAGGUUGGUAAAGAGGUUGGUUGGUUGUUGGAAUGUAAAUGUUACUGUAGUAGUUGAUUAGUUCUCGGAGUGAUCACAACGUAGACUGAAAAGGAGCUUUUGUUGAAGCAACUCGAGAAGGGCUUUAAGGAGAGCAAACAGCUUGAGCAUCAGGGCCGAUUUUCGAGCUGUGAAGUUAACUUUUUACAAGAGUCCUGAUUCCUGAGUAUCUUCACUGCCGUUUUGUCUACGGUCUGAUUUCUACGUCGAAAUCUAUACCAAUUGGCAUCCAUCC